This is a messenger RNA of Aspergillus wentii DTO 134E9, 1567 nucleotides long. RefSeq lists its product as uncharacterized. Gene Ontology annotation, molecular function: phosphoric diester hydrolase activity. The record is from RefSeq and is a predicted model, not a curated record. NCBI's taxonomy places the organism in Eukaryota, Fungi, Ascomycota, Eurotiomycetes, Eurotiales, Aspergillaceae. The transcript has a single exon. The annotation marks the transcript as partial. Gene Ontology annotation, biological process: lipid metabolic process.
CAAUGCCAAGUAAGGGAGUCUCUGUGUACACUUACGUCGGCGUCGCGGGCUACUCAGUUAGCUUUUCUGUGCCUGAGCAACAGGCUCUGCGUGAUGCGAGGCACAAUUUCACUAGAGACCGCCUUGAGGUUGACUCCUCGAAGAUCAACGGGCAAGGCAACUUCACAGGCCGCUUCGAGUGGACUGUAUUUCGCUAUGGAGAGCGCAUAGCAGAUGCUUACAAUGACAUCAAUAGUUCGACGGGCAAGGUCGAGGGGGGUACAAUGAUAGCCACGAAGGACUUCCACCCAAUUGUCACGGAGGACGCCAUCAUCACUUACGGUUUCUACGCGGCCGGGCACGGCGAGUUUAACGGUAUGACAAACCGCCAUCAAUCGUACGUGACGAUUUGCUCAAGAGAAAAUCAUGCCUGGAUGGGCACGGUUGCUCCCCCAGAGUCUCCUGCCGCACAGCUGCCUUUCUCUCGUUUUGUGCUGGCCGCUCCUCAUGAUAAUGGAAUGAACAGCAUGGCGACGUGCGAUUCCAUCUUCCAGCACCUUAAUAAGGACUUGGUAGCAGUAAUCCGAAAGCUAGUCCCUUUGCUUCGGCAUGUCAAGCACAUUCCGGACCACUUCCUCAUGAAGAAACUGCCGCACAUCGUUUACAGUUUGUCCAUCACACAGAAGAAGACCAUUUCUGUCAUGCUCGACAUGGGAGCACGGUACUUCGAGUUCCGCCCAGCCAAGCUCCUACCCAUGUUUCAAAAAGUCUCUUCCCUGCAAGACACCUUCUAUUUCCAACACGCGUGUAUCCCCGGCCUGGCUUUUGAUGACUUUCUCCGCGAGCAAGUUGCCUUUCUUGACAAGAACCCAACCGAAAUAGUGAUGAUCCAUAUCCGAUGGGACAAUAUUGUCGCUGAUUGCGAGAAGCCCACGACUACGGAGCUUGAAAAGAUGCUGAACGAGGCUUGCGCAAAUACGACCAACGCUCCUCUUACCUGGGGUGACCGAGAGUGCUUUGCACGGCCAAUCGAGGAACUGCGUAGCACCGGAGUGCGUCUUAUCGUCGUCGUCGAUGCGGACAAGUACGAUAGCUGGACAGCAGAGGCGUACGCAACACUCAGUCCGGAUCCUAUUCUUGCUCGCUUUGAGACCAUGACGACGGAGGGCCAGGAAACCUCUGAUCUGACGAUUCUGCAGUGCCAGGCAACCUCGCAAUCAAUCAAAGAAGUACUCGUGCAUAGCCUGGUCGCCGCGGAGGGGGCCAGCUCCUCUCUUACCUCGACCAAAGGCUGGCUUGACAUGCACACCCUGCCGUGGAUCAGGGAGAAUGCACUCCAUAAAUUGCGUGCAGAGAGGAACAUUGUCAUUAUGAAUGAUUUUAUAGAUGGAGCGACUGUCGACACGUCAAUUUUGUUAUCAAAGCAGCGGCUAUCUAUGUAGAUAUUGUUCAACACCAUGACUCUGGUAUAUUUUAUGAUAGUUUACUGCGAAACAGAGAAUUUUUAGAGAUCUGAUUUCUAUAGCAUAUCCCUAUUAGGUGUCUUAAGUAUGCAGGCCAUUGUGAGGAUGGUUCGGUUCAAUCUACC